GUCCUGAGCUCCUACAUAAUCCCAUUUAACAGCCUGAGAAUAGCCUUACUUUAUCUUCCUAAAUAAUCCAAAACCACCUAGUACCAUCAACAUGUCCACCAUGAAUGCCAUCGUCAUAUCCACCCCAGGCCCCCCAAACGUCCUCAAACUCCUCCAACGACCAAUCCCCCAGCCCCGUGCAAACGAAGUCCUAAUUUGUAUCCGCGCUUUUGGUCUCAAUCGCUCAGAAAUGUUCACCCGCCAGGGCCACUCCCCCGUCCAAUUCCCACGCAUCCUGGGCAUUGAAGCCGUUGGCACUAUAGCUGCUACAGCCCCUGGUCUUGAGAAUCAGUUUCCAAAGGGUGCUUCCGUGGCCACAGCUAUGGGCGGGAUGGGGAGGGCGUUUGAUGGGGGGUAUGCGGAGUAUGCUUGUAUUCCGGCGAAGCAGGUGAGGGUGUUACCGAGGACGAGUCUGGGUUGGGAGGUGCUUGGUGCGUUGCCGGAGAUGUUGCAGACGGCGUGGGGAUCGGUGAUGUGGGCACUAGAAUUGAAGAAGGGGGAGAGAUUGUUGAUUCGUGGUGGAACAUCGAGUGUUGGGCUUGCGGCGGCAGCAAUUGCGAAGGCUCAUGGGGUUAUUGUUGGGGCGACAACGAGGAAGAAGGAAAGAGAGAAUAUGCUAACAGAGAACGGGGCGGAUGAGGUCUGGAUUGAUGAUGGGGCAGUUGCGGAGCAGAUUCGACAGGCAUCGUCAACGUCCUCAGCAGGAUUAUAUGAUAAGGUACUUGAGUUGGUGGGCACGGUUACGCUGGCGGAUUCAUUGCAGUGUGCGAGAAAAGGAGGGACUGUUUGUAUGGCUGGGAUUGUGGGGAAUGAGUGGUAUUUGGAGAAUGUGAAUCCGAUGGAGUUGAUUCCAUCUGAGACGAAGUUUACGGUUUAUGGGGGUGGGGUUGAGCAGUUUAUGAACAUGCCUUUGGAUGAUUUGGUCAGGAAGAUAGAGGCGAGAAAGUUGAAAGUUAAGAUUGGGCGUGUCUUUAAGAUGGAGGAUAUUGUAGAGGCUCAUCGGUGUAUGGAGAAUGAUGAGGCACAGGGGAAGAUUGUGGUUAUUCCAUGAUUUCUAUAGCAGACUUUCGUAUAUGACAAA
Molecule: messenger RNA, 1120 nt
Organism: Aspergillus ruber CBS 135680
Lineage: Eukaryota; Fungi; Ascomycota; Eurotiomycetes; Eurotiales; Aspergillaceae
Product: zinc-binding alcohol dehydrogenase family protein
Exons: 1
Coding region: 92-1090 (332 amino acids)
Molecular function (GO): oxidoreductase activity
Source: RefSeq, a predicted model, not a curated record